Molecule: messenger RNA, 3378 nt
Organism: Plasmodium berghei ANKA
Lineage: Eukaryota; Apicomplexa; Aconoidasida; Haemosporida; Plasmodiidae
Product: conserved Plasmodium protein, unknown function
Exons: 2
Coding region: 1-3378 (1125 amino acids)
Source: RefSeq, a predicted model, not a curated record
AUGGAUUUUCAAAAGGCGAUAAUAAAAUGGGUAGAAAAAAAAAAAAGUUUUAAAAUAGGAAAAAAACUAAGUCCCAGAAAAUUAUAUUUUUUUAAAAGAGCUGCGAAAAAAGAUAUAUUAGCAAACCUUUCAAACAUUAAUGUUGUCAAAGAUAGUACUCUAUAUGUUGAUUUGUUUCAAAAGAGGAAAACUGAUAUAAAACAUGAAAAUAAAUACAAUAACAUAAAUUCUAAUAGUAAAAAAUAUGAACUUCUGAAUGUAACCAACAAUAACAACCACAGAUAUAACGAUAAUUAUAAGAAUCACAAUUAUUUGCUUAAAAUUAUAAUUUUAAAUCUGAAAAAUAUUACAUUUUUAUUAGGAAAAAAUGAUUUACAAAUACAUCGUAUAUUAUGUCACACAUUUAGAGAGGGGUUAACCUCUCUCCAUUAUGAAUUAAUUUCCAAGAAAAAUGAGAAACCAAAUAAUUUCAUACUCAAGUAUAUAACAUUGGAAUCUGUAAUUAAUUUAUUUAACUAUUAUAUAUAUGUAAAAAUAUAUUAUUAUGAUUUUUUAAAUACACUUUUGAGAUAUAUAUUUUAUAAUUUUGAAGACAUAAAAAAUGAAAAUAAUAUAUAUAUGAUGCCCUACAAAUUACGCAUUAGUUUUUUAAAAUCGUGUGUAGAUUUAAAAAUACAAAUAAAUAAAAUAUUAAAAAAAAAUAAAACACAAAAGUCAUUUAUUAGUUGUUAUGGAAAUCUUUUUCUUAAUUCUUCCUCAUAUUAUUAUUUACAAAAUUGUAUUAUAACAAAGGAUGGAUCGUCUUCUCUUCAUUCAUUAUCACAUCAGUAUCCUAGAAUUGUGAAAAUAUCUAACUAUCAUAAUAAAAAUAGAAAAAUAUGUAGAUACAAAGCUUGCGUAGAAUCCCCUUUAUAUAAAACAGGCCCAUAUGGGUUUGUAGACUAUUUCAUAAAAAAUAAUAUAAAAAAAAAAAAAUAUGUCCACUUUUUUUUGAUUAAAAAAACGUAUUAUAAAAAUUUAAAUUACGAAAAAUAUACGAUUAGAAAAUAUAAAAAUUCAAUGAACAAUUGUGUAGAUCUGAUAAAUAAAUGUAUCUCCAUUUGCUUAAAUGUAAACAUUGAAAAAAAACAAGUUGUAGAUUAUGUUAAAAUUUUGAAAAAGAAAUAUAUGGCAUAUGAAGCAUGGAAAAGUAUAUUAAGCAUUGAUAAAUUCAAUCAACAAAUUUUCGAUUUAUUAAAAAAGGAUAUAUCUUUUUUUAGUAUUGAUGAUUUGAUAAUUAUUAUGAAAUAUUUUAUAAAAAUCGAAAAAAAUAUGCACAAAAAAAAAAAAAAAAUAAAACAGCUAGCCAACUAUUUAUCAAAUAGCUACCUUAUAAAUAAUAUGCAUAUAAAAGAGGGAUGGAAUGGGAAAUUAAAAAAAAAUAGUCAUAUAAAUAAUUACAAUAUAAAACAAAUAAAAGACCUUAUAUCAAUAUUAUCGAAAUGCAAGUAUCGUUAUAAUGAAAAUUUAUUAGCAAAUAUAAGUACAUAUAUUUUAGAAAAUAUACACACAAUAAGUUCAAAGGAUUUAGUCCAAUUUGUUAUUAGCAUGUACAUAAUAUUAAAGAAUAAAGACAGCCAAUUUUUGUACCAAAUUAUGAACAUGUACAAACCGCCUAACAAAUUAAAAAGGGCAAAUAAUGAAAUAAACGAUGUUUUCUUUAAAAUAAACCGUACGAAUAAUCAAAUAUCAUAUAGAACGCUAAAUAAGAAUAAACCGAAAAAUAGCAACAAUUGUGGAAUCAAAAAUAAAAACAACAAAACUGUCGAACGGGAAAACCACGCUUGUUUAGAAUAUAAAAAGAAUGAACAAAAUGAUGAUAAAUAUUUUAGAGUGUUUGAAAAAAAUUUGAAAAUAAAAAAAUUAUUGUUAUUUAUAAAAAUAUUGACGGAUAAUAAUAUAUAUAUAAACGAAUCCUGGUCAGAAUAUUUUAUUUAUUUAAUAAAAAGAAAAUUUAAUAUCAUAACAAAUGAAAACUUAUUGGAUCUUUUAUUUCAUGUAUUAUCACAUAUGCAGUCUAGAUAUAUAUUUUCAGAUUUUUUUUUUUUAAAUAAUAUUAAUAAUAAAUAUAAUAUAUAUAAAAAUAUAAAUUUUAAAAAACUUCCUUUAUUCUAUGAUUUCCCGUCGCUUGUGCAAAUAGCAUUGUUCCUUAGUUUUCACAUUUACAAUAAAUAUACAUUCAAUAUGACUAGAGCUUUGAUGUUUACCAUUUUAGAUAUAUAUAUCAAAAGCUUUCAAAGAAAAGUUGACGCUCACGAAGAGGCCAACAAAAAUAAUGUCAACGUAGUCGGAAAUGAUAAUAGCACCCAAUCUGUUGAAUUCCCAAAUGUAAAAGUCAAAAGUAAUUGCACGGAUAACCUAGAGCAGCUAGCCAUUUCAUGUGAUCAGAAUUUUUUUGACAAAGUGAGGGAAAAAAAUUUUUAUGUGCAUGACCUAAAAAUAUAUGAAAAAAAAAAAAAUAAUAAAUAUAUGAAAAAAAAAGAAAAAAAAAAGAAACAAGCACUUAUAAAUAAAAUUAAUAAAAUUGAUGUAAAUCAAAUAUUUACUUUUGAAGAAUUAAAAAAUCAUUUACUUUUACAAAAGCAUACAAUAUCACAAGAAACAACAAUAACCGAAAUUAUUCCAGACUCAAGAAAUAGCACUCUUAAUAAAGAAAAAGACAAAUAUGUAGAAAUAAGAAAUGAUCAUAAAUGUGAAAAUGAUAUAAAUAAAGAAAAUAUUUCCUUAAUUUAUUAUCCCAAACAAAUGGAAAGUAUAUUUAAUGAUAGAGUCAAGACUGACCAGAAUAAAAGUUGCAAUAAUUUUAAUUUAGAAAAAUAUCUUUAUGCCGAUACAAAAGAAAAUAGAAAUAAAUCAGAAUAUUUUUUUAGUGAAAUAAAUAAGGAGACAAUAUUUUAUUCACAUUCAUAUAAAAAUCAUGAUGCUAAUAAUAGUGAUAAUUAUGAGAAUGAACAAACUUAUAGGAUGUAUAAAAAUAACAAUUAUUUUGAUAAAUUAGCAUUUUCAAGAAAUAUAAUUUUAAUAAUAUAUAACUUUAUUUUUUAUUUUACAAACAAUAGUAGUAUUUCUAUACAUCCAUCACUUUUAUAUCAAGAAAUAAUGUUAAAAAAAAUUUCAUAUAAAGAAUUAAAAAUAUUAUAUGAAGCUUAUACAAUAUCUUCUUAUUAUAUUAAUUUGUCCAUAAAUAUUGAACAAGUCAUGAAUAAUAAUAAAAAUGCAUCUUCUUCGAAAAUGCAUAAAACUAUAUUAUCAAGUUUGCGUGAAAUGAAUCUCAAAAAAGAAAUCAUAAGCGAAUUUGUUCUCCACCCCUUUAAAAUUGAUAUUUGCAUAAAAAACUGA